Penaeus vannamei (Pacific white shrimp) is the source of this 1096-nucleotide messenger RNA. The record is from RefSeq and is a predicted model, not a curated record. Lineage: Eukaryota; Metazoa; Arthropoda; Malacostraca; Decapoda; Penaeidae.
GUGUAUGUCUAUGUGCAUAUGUUUUUGCAUUGUUUAUUUUUGGAUUUUCUUACACCAAGUUCAAAUGUAUUACAGAAAAUAAGAAAAAGAAAAAGAAGAAGCAUGCUAUUGAACCUGAAGAACAGCCAGUUGAACCAGUUAUCAAAGAGAAAGGUAAAAAAAAGAAGAAAUUAGAUGAUAAUCUCAACAUCGAAAAUUUCUCCUGUCAAGGAAGAGGUGUCAAUAGCGACUGAAGAAUCUGAAACUGAAAGGACACUCGUCAAAAAGAAGAAAAAGAAGAAGCACAAAAAGGAUGGACAUGAUGAGAGCCUGAAUGACAGUGAGAAUUUGACAGAUUCUCAGAAGUCUCCCAAGAAACGGACACACCCAUCGGAGGUAAAAUCUUCACCAAAGAAGAUUAAGAAAGAAAGGAAGGAGGCUGUUGUGGAUGAAGAUGAUGAGGAAAAAGAGCCAAUUAAUGCUAAUGAAGCUGAGCCACUCGACUUAUGGACGCCUGAGGAGAAGUUGAUGCUGAUUUCAAGAAUGCAAGAAAAGCUGCAGCCAAAUGACAAAAUCAGUUACAGAAGAAGACUUGCAGGCCCAAAAUGGAACUGGAAAGAUAUCGCCUUUGACAACAAGUCUGCUAAAGAGUGUGAAGAACAGUUCCAUGAGAUUAUUGAGAGCAUUAAUAAAAUAAAAACAUUAGAACAAAUAUUAACAGAAGCAGAACAACUUACCAGAUCAGGAGGGUUACGAAGAAGAAUCUGAAUGCAUUCCAGUAUUUCAUGAGGCAACACACCCAGACACUGAAGACAAACGGCAAGAAUGAAAACCUACGUGGUAGAGAAUUGUUCUCGGUCCUUAUUAACAACUGGUACAGUUUAGACGAAGCUGAAAAGAAAAGAUACAAAAUCUUGGCGAAAGAAGAAGGAAUCCCAAGGACGGCCUUCCAGUAUCAGCCCCUAGACUACCAUUUGAGAUAUAUUAUAGCAUUGAAAGUGAUAAGAUUGGAUCGAAGAACAAGCAGUUGAAAGCCGAGUUGAGGACCAAAUAUAAUGCAUUAAAGAAGAAAACGAAGUUAAAGUACAUAGAGGAGUCCUUUAAGGAAUUCCAUAAA